GUGCUGGGAGCCCGGCACCUCCCCAAAAACGGGAGGGGCAUCGUCUGUCCCUUCGUGGAGGUGGAGGUGUCCGGCGCCGAGUACGACAACGCCAAGCAGAAAACAGAGAUCGUGGCGGACAACGGCCUGAACCCUCUCUGGAGCCCGAAGCAGUUCCACUUCCAGGUCAGCAACCCUGACUUCGCCUUCCUGCGCUUCGUGGUGUAUGAGGAGGACAUGUUCAGCGAUGAGAACUUCCUGGCCCAGGCCACCUUCCUGGUGAAAGGCUUGAAGACAGGCUUCCGAGCUGUGCCCCUGAAGAACAACUACAGUGAGAACCUGGAGCUGGCUUCCCUGCUUGUCAAGAUAGACAUUUUCCCUAGCAAGCAGGAGAACGGUGAAAUAAACCUCUUCAGUGCCUCAGCCCUACGGGACAGAGCAGGGGACGCUUCCAGCCAGCUCCUGGUGAGCAGAGGCAGAGAGGGCUCCUUCGAGUCCCGCUACCAGCAGCCCUUCGAGGAUUUCCGUGUGUCCCAGGAGCAGCUGGCUGACCACUUGGAGAGCCGGGAGAGAAGGGUGCUGCGCAGGACCCGGGUCAAUGGGGACAACCGGCUGUAGCCACCUCGGCGGGUGGAGGCACCUCCAGUGCUUGUGGAUCUCACGGCACGCUGUGAACUGGUUUCUAUGGAAACGGCACUGCUAUGGCCUACUUUCAGGCAGCUUUUCCAGUUUCUCUGCUGAAGGGUGUUCCAGUGGAGAACUAAAAAAAAAAAAAAAAUGGAAA
Messenger RNA from Merops nubicus (carmine bee-eater), 763 nucleotides. RefSeq names its product 1-phosphatidylinositol 4,5-bisphosphate phosphodiesterase gamma-1-like. Gene Ontology annotation, molecular function: phosphatidylinositol-4,5-bisphosphate phospholipase C activity. Gene Ontology annotation, biological process: positive regulation of epithelial cell migration; phosphatidylinositol-mediated signaling. The transcript has 5 exons. The annotation marks the transcript as partial. The record is from RefSeq and is a predicted model, not a curated record. NCBI's taxonomy places the organism in Eukaryota, Metazoa, Chordata, Aves, Coraciiformes, Meropidae.